Diabrotica virgifera virgifera (western corn rootworm) is the source of this 316-nucleotide messenger RNA. RefSeq lists its product as uncharacterized. The transcript has a single exon. Gene Ontology annotation, molecular function: NAD binding. The record is from RefSeq and is a predicted model, not a curated record. Bases 1 to 204 code for a protein of 67 amino acids. Lineage: Eukaryota; Metazoa; Arthropoda; Insecta; Coleoptera; Chrysomelidae.
AUGAAUAUCGCAAUAAAUGGAUUCGGCAGAAUAGGGCGUAUGAUCCUGCGAGCAGCUAUCGAAAACGAUGCUGAAAUUAAUAUUAUCAAUAUUAUCAAGGAUCCCUCCCAGAUAUGUUCGGCAUACGCGGCAUCUCUCUUCAAGCACGAUUCGUCACAAAGGAGGUAUUUCAGAAAAGUUUGUUACGAUGAGAAACAUCUCUAAUAGUUAAUAGAAUGAAGUAUGAAGAUAGGCAUGAAAGACAGCCAAAUGAAAGCCAGAUGAAAGAUAGGCAGAUGAUAGCCAUGAAAAAAAUCCAAAAAAGUUACCGUGGAAA